This is a messenger RNA of Daphnia pulex (common water flea), 1976 nucleotides long. Its product is annotated as EF-hand domain-containing protein D2 homolog. Lineage: Eukaryota; Metazoa; Arthropoda; Branchiopoda; Diplostraca; Daphniidae. Gene Ontology annotation, molecular function: calcium ion binding. The record is from RefSeq and is a predicted model, not a curated record. The transcript is spliced from 8 exons. The coding region runs from base 991 to 1590 and encodes 199 amino acids.
AGACACACAUAGGUUAAAACACACACACACACGUCCUGAGCUCAACAACAAUUUGACCUCGGCUGAAUUUUCACAAUGAGCUUGCAUAUCAUGCUCGAGGCUAUAGGUAAAAUAUCUGUCUCCCUCUGUUUCCAACAGACGUAGGUACAAUUACGAAAUUCCCCCAGAGAAGACGACGACAAGACACUUUUAUUCGUUAGACUGAGUCACACACACAACUGGUCUAACCUCUGCUACUAUUUCACUCCUUUCCCAGCACAGCAUCGGCUGCUUUUAACUCGUUUUUUUUAAUAUUAUUUGAAAUCUCAUUUUUGGGUAUUGCAUUGUUGUCGGUCGGCCACAAGUUCACAUUUCACAGUUCACACUUCGGCAGCCGUGGUGUUUAGUCGACACUUGGACUUCCUACUACCGGUUGCGUGCGAUUAAGGUUAGAGUUGGUCGUUCUUUUACGUUUUGCUUCUUCUCACUGCUGCCUUUUUCAUUCCAAUGUUUCCUCACUCGUUUAUUUUUUUUAAACAAAUUAUUAUCUGGGUUGAGCGGCCAUGUUUCUCCCACUGAUAGGAUCUUGAAUUUUAUAGUUUUUCUCGACGACAAUCGUAUCGCACUUUAGUAUUCGACCUGUGAUCGCAUUGGCUGUGUUGGAAACUUAUCGGCUGGCAUCCGGCCAACUCCAUUUAGUGAGUGCAUUGCGAGCAAAGUUUUGUUUAUCGUACGUGUAGUUUCUGGCUUGUUGGUUGUGUGUAUAUUUGUGUGUGUACGUGUACAGAGAGAGAGAGAGAGCAUUUGCAACAUCGCACACACCCCCCGUGACGGAGAACGGCUGCUGUGCUGGGGCCUCCUCGAAGGAAAAGCCACGACAAUCGCAGAGUGUGCCAUUCCAUUUCGUCAACGCAGCGCCACCUGACACGUCUUCCCAGUCCGAGUAGCCGACUGAUUAAGUAUAAGUAAGGUAAGCCGAGACGGGCAGAGGACACUUGAGAAGAAGCCAACAUGCCGGCUGAUAACGAAUUGACUGCCAAGCUGACGCGACGCUUAGACCGAAACGAAGCGCUGGAGCAAGGCCAGCAGGUAACCAACACCUACCGCACGACCGGUGUCAGCAUCUACAGCGAAUUCUCAGAGUUCAGCCGCAAGCAGAUCAAGGAAUAUGAAAAAGCUUUCAAAAAGUACGACGCCGGCGGGGAUGGAUACCUGGAUCUUGAAGAGCUCAAGGUGACCAUGGAGAGGUUGGCUGCUCCCCAGACCCACUUAAGUCUCAAAGCUAUGAUCAAAGAAGUCGACGAAGACCAGGAUGGAAAGCUUAGCUUCAGAGAGUUCCUGUUGGUGUUCCGCAAGGCUGCAGCCGGAGAGCUACCCGAAGAUUCCGGACUGUGUCGUCUAGCAGCGCUGACGGAUAUUGAUGUCGGACAAGUCGGUGUUAAUGGAGCGGCCAACUUCUUCGAAUCAAAGAUUGAAGAAUUAACUAAAACGAGCAAAUUCGAGGCCGAGAUUCGAGAGGAACAGGAGAUGAAGAAACGCGAAUUGGAGCAGAAGAAAUUACGCCGAGCCGAAUUCAAAGAAAAAGCUUCUCUUUUCAGCCAGCAAAACUGAAGAGACGUUCGAAGAUAGCAAAAAUAUGACGAUUCGGGCCGUCCGCAUAAUAAUAAUUGUUUGCGCUGUUCCGCCAGUUGAUCAGCAUGUACGCAUACGUUUUUAACGAUAGACUAUAUAGAUCGGAAAUAAUAUUGCACUCCACUUUCACCACGGCCACAAUAAUGAUAGAAAUAACGGAGUUUUCAGCUUUUUUUAACUACUCGAACGUUCAUAACUAACUAGUCUUUAUUUUGCAUGUGUAUUUCUCAGUAAAAAAAAACAAUCUUUGUAGCAAAAUCUUCCGUUCAUAUUUUCAUGAUUUUGCUGCUUUUUUUUACAACGAACAUUUCCGCUGACCUGACGUUUUGUACCCGGGAUUUAAUAAUACAUGGAUCUUGAAUCUA